GCAACCCAUUAGCAACAGGGCAGGCAGGCAGGGAGAGGGGCUCGGGCGGGCUGGGGCGGGGGACGGGCUGCGGGCGCGCCGCGCCGUGCCGCGCCGCGGUGCCGUUCGCCUCCGAGGGCCGGGGUGCCGCGGGCUUGGUAGAGCCGCCCCGUCCGAAACCUGGAUUGCAGGAGCCAUUCACCAUGCCCGGCAGACUGUAGGUGCUUCAUGGAGCAAGCCAACUUCUACGAGGUCGAUUCCCGGCCCCCGAUGAGUAGCGGCCAGCACCACCAGCUCCAGACUCCCCUGCCCGGCAGCGCCUACAGCUACAGAGAGGCUCCCUCGGCGGCGGCACCUGCUCCGGGCGGCGCGGAGCUCGGCGACAUCUGCGAGAACGAGAACUCCAUCGACAUCAGCGCCUACAUCGACCCCGCCGCCUUCAACGACGAGUUCCUGGCCGACCUCUUCCAGCACAGCAAGCAGCAGGAGAAAGCCAAGGCCAUCCUGGCCGGGGAUUUCGACUUCCACAGCAUGCAUGGGGCCGGCGCCGCCGCCUCGGCGCCGGGGCACCAGCAGCAGCACCACCAGCAGCCGCUCUUCGGCUGCGUGGCCGGCUACAUGGACGGCAAGCUCGACCCCCUCUACGAGCGCAUCGCCGCGCCCGGCUUGCGGCCGCUGGUGAUUAAGCAGGAGCCCCGCGAGGAGGAGGAGGUCAAGUCGGCGGCCCUGUCGGCCCUCUACCCCCACCACGCUCCGCAGCAGCACCCGUCCCACCUGCAGUACCAAAUCGCCCACUGCGCCCAGACCACCAUGCACCUCCAGCCCGGGCACCCCACGCCGCCCCCCACGCCUGUGCCCAGCCCGCACCACCCGCACCACCCGCACCCCCCCGGCGGCCUGCCCGCCGCCGGCGCCCUCAAGAUGAUGCCCGCGGACCACCGGAGCAAAUCGAAAAAGACAGUCGACAAGAACAGCAACGAGUACCGGGUGCGGCGGGAGCGCAACAACAUCGCGGUGCGCAAGAGCCGGGACAAGGCCAAGCAGCGCAACGUGGAGACGCAGCAGAAGGUGCUGGAGCUCACCACCGACAACGAGCGGCUGCGCAAGCGGGUGGAGCAGCUCACCCGGGAGCUGGAGACUCUGCGGGGCAUCUUCAGGCAGCUGCCCGAGAGCUCGCUGGUGAAGGCGAUGGGCAGCUGCGCCUAGCGCCGCGCCGGGACUGGCGGGGCGGCCGCGCCCGUUACCGGCCUGCCCUCGCUCACCUAUAGAUACUAUACGUACCGGAGCUCGGCGAUCUCAGAUUGUUUCGGGGGGGGAGGGCGGGGAGGGGGCUGGGGUUUUUGUUUUGUUUUGUUUGGUUGGUGUUUUUUUUUUUUUUAACAAUUAACGACCAAUACAAGAUGCCAGGCAGCUGUAGUAUUAAAAGGUUUGUGCCUUAGGGAUAACACACGAAUAAGCUGAAAACAUGGUGGGUUUUAUAAGGAGAAAGGAGAGGGGAAGGAGGACAUUCAAAAGCCCACGUGUCUACACAGGGUAAAUAAUAAUAAUAAUAAUAAUAAUAAAGCACACAUAGCAAUCCAGAUGUGCCUUAAAAGCUGGCUGCAGGAGCUCUGGGGUGCUGGCCAGGCCUCCCCCGAGCUGGCUUGUGGUGCAGCAGGCAGGGGCAGCUGCGGGGAGGUGGCAAGGAGAGGGCUGAGGCUGAGCGACGUGCAGCGCCAGACGCCCGUUUGGAGCACUGUGUGGGGCAGCUGCCGGACUGCUGCCAAAAUUGUGCCAGCCUGGCUUAGCUGCCUCUGCCGAGCCCUGUCCCUGCCUUGGCUGGGAGCAGGGCAGGGGCCACCGCCACUGCGGGACCAAUGGACAGCCUGGGACUGACGGAGCAGCAGCUCGCGAGGGAGCGUGGUGAGCUCUCUCCAUCAAAAGGAAGAGCAGCAGUGUCUUGUACUGUAUGUCACGACGUGGCGAAGCACAAAUGAAUAAAUACCUAUCGAUGCGGGUAUUUACUAUGAACUUGCAGUGUAUUUUGCUUUAUUCCAGGACAUUUAGCUCCUCUUCAAGUCUCUGUCUGUCUCAUGUAAUGUGAAAGCCUUUCCGUGUAUACUAGCUACACUUUAUUUUUAUUGCAUUACUUAGAUCUUUGCCAUCACACGACUUUCUUAUCUGGUGACAGAGACUAUGCCCUUGCCCUUGUGCUGCAACGUUAUUUUAUUAUUUGUGUGGAUGAGUGAGUGUGAGUGUGUGUCGUGUCGACUUCUUCACGUCGUCUUGGGCUGGCUGCUGCCUCCCGACCCUGAGGCAGGGGUUCCCGGGAGGCGGCGCAGGAUGCCUGCAGUGGGGUGAGGAGGCUCGUCCUUGGUGCUGGAGCACCUUUGGACUCUGGAGCUUCUCCCAGGGUGAGAGAAAAAUAAGCAAACAAAGAGCCUCCCCCCACUUCCAGGGAGCAUUGGUCACCACGUGGAGCAUUUCUUCCUCACGUCAUAGCUGCGCAAGAGGUUGUCCAGUUGCAAUAGUCGUGAUGGGAGAGGAGAACAAGGUGGAGACGUGAAGCUGUUUGGACGUGUGACAGCAGGAGUGCAGUGCUGGUGGUGUGUGCAUGCAUGUGCCAUGUGUGUACAUGGUGUGUAUGGGUAUGUAUACACGUAUAUAUAUGCACACACAUUGGUGGGGUUUUUGGAAAUUAGGAAGGGGGGAACUGCAUAUAAAGUUUGUCGGAAGUCCUGGUUACAAUCAUAAAUAAACAGCAUAUAUUCUACCAUAA
Molecule: messenger RNA, 2737 nt
Organism: Phalacrocorax carbo (great cormorant)
Lineage: Eukaryota; Metazoa; Chordata; Aves; Suliformes; Phalacrocoracidae
Source: RefSeq, a predicted model, not a curated record